ACAGAGUACUACAAACAAAAUGGAAAACAACAUGAAGUUUUUUAUAAUCACAAUUAUUUUAUCUUUAUUUCCAGCAAACCUUGUUUUAGGUCAAGCUGGGAAUCUUGACAUAUCAAGAUUUGGUGGAAAACCAAAUACAGAUAUAGCCAAGGCUAUUGUAAGUGCAUUUACUCAAGCAUGUGCAGCAACAACUCCUUCAAAAAUUGUGAUUCCAGCCGGUAAAUACAUAAUGGGUUCAGUAGAUGUCAAAGGUCCAUGUAAGGCUCCUAUUGAACUUCAAGUUGAUGGAACAAUUAGUGCACCUACAGACGCAACUACACUUAAAGGGGUUGAAUAUUGGUUCAAGAUUAGCCAUGUCAACUCUUUCACCCUAUCAGGUGUCGGUGUUUUUGAUGGUCUAGGUCCAAGUGCUUGGAAACAAAAUGAUUGUACUAAAAAUAAGGAUUGCAAGAUGCUUUGCAUGAAUUUUGGUUUUCACUUCUUGAACGAUUCAACUAUUCGAGAUGUUACUUCCAAGGAUAGCAAAAACUUCCAUGUCAAUGUUUUGGAGUGUGGUAAUGUCACAUUUGAUGGGUUUAAAAUUAUCGCCCCAGCCGAGAGCCCCAACACUGAUGGGAUCCACAUUGGAAGAUCAAAUGGUGUGAAGAUUCUCAAUACCAACAUUGGUACUGGAGAUGAUUGUAUCUCAAUAGGCGAUGGCACCUCAAAUGUAGUUGUCCAAAAUGUGAAUUGUGGACCUGGUCAUGGCAUUAGUGUUGGAAGUCUUGGAAGGUACGAAAAUGAAGAGCCUGUUGAAGGUCUUUUAGUUAAGAAUUGCACUUUGAAAAAUACUGACAAUGGUGUGAGGAUUAAGACUUGGCCUAGCGAUCUAGGAGCUACUGUUACUGAUAUGAAUUUUGAAGAUAUUACCAUGAUUAAUGUUAGCAACCCUAUCAUAGUAGACCAAGAAUAUUGUCCAUGGAACCAGUGCACCAAAGAGAAACCAUCCAAAAUCAAGAUAAGCAAGGUUUCUUUCAAGAACAUUAAGGGCACUUCAGGAACAAAAGAAGGAAUGAGUCUUAUUUGUAGUAAGGGUGUACCAUGUGAAGAAGUACAAAUUGCUGAUGUUGAUCUCACAUUCAAUGGAGCUGAAACAAGUGCUAAAUGUGCUAAUGUCAAGCCUAUAAUAACUGGAAAAGCUCCUGUUUGUGCAGCAUAAAAGGACUUGUUGAAAUGAUGUCUAUACAAUUUUUUUAAUCUAUUUUUUUGUGAAUUUUUCCUAUUCAAAGUUGAUAAGUCAUCCCCAUAAAAUGAGGAGAUGUCAAGUAGUUGUAAUACUAUGUAAAUAAAAGCUUCAUUAUGAAGGACGUAGACAAGCAUCACAUGUGUAAUGCUUCUGGAUUAAGAAAUGAAGUUGUCUUUGCUGGUAAAAUAACAAGCUUUUAUUUCGUCCAA
Messenger RNA from Cajanus cajan (pigeon pea), 1434 nucleotides. Its product is annotated as polygalacturonase. The record is from RefSeq and is a predicted model, not a curated record. NCBI's taxonomy places the organism in Eukaryota, Viridiplantae, Streptophyta, Magnoliopsida, Fabales, Fabaceae. Gene Ontology annotation, biological process: carbohydrate metabolic process. Gene Ontology annotation, molecular function: polygalacturonase activity.